This is a messenger RNA of Moneuplotes crassus, 424 nucleotides long. Lineage: Eukaryota; Ciliophora; Spirotrichea; Euplotida; Euplotidae. The record is from the annotation of a GenBank genome assembly.
UAUUAGAUUUAUCUAUAGAGAAUGGGAGGGAUGAGAUUUGACACUCUAUGAUGCAGGAACAAUACAGUCAGAGAUUGGAUAGGAACCAUGCUCCCAUAGACAGAAUCCUAAACAGAAUAUCUGACUUCCUUUUAGAGAACUCUAUAGAUGAGUUAGAAUUACAGUUAGGGUUUUAAGAUUUUCAAUUCCACCUAAAAUUUUAUACCCAGUGAAAAUAUGCUCAAAAAAUGUUGGUGAACUCAAUUUUCACUCUCUCGGUAUAAUUCUAAAAUAUCAUACGUGAGCAAAUGAGAUAGGAAGCAUCAUAAGUAAUAGCUUAUUUAUGUCGCUUUCCUGAUAACCGAUAGUAAAGUUAUAAAUGAAGGAGCCAGAUUUAAUAGUCAAACAAGACAUUUUUAGUGCAAUUAUUAAACCUCAAUGAGCA